This is a messenger RNA of Spirometra erinaceieuropaei, 3187 nucleotides long. NCBI's taxonomy places the organism in Eukaryota, Metazoa, Platyhelminthes, Cestoda, Diphyllobothriidea, Diphyllobothriidae. The record is from the annotation of a GenBank genome assembly.
AUGGGCCGCGACCUGAGAGUUGGCGUCAUUUCUCCGUACAGCUGCCACGUGUUCGGCGAUUCGCGUCCGGAGCAGUCUUCCAGUUUCUCCGACGUAGUUGCUUUGUCCGUAACUGCACCAGAUCCGGUAAAAGACUCCAGAUGUUUCUUGCCGUGGCAGUGGGUCUUUUGGUCUCAUCACUUGACGCCUCAUGGUGGCCUCCGGUCUGUGCGCAACUCCAACCCCAAGUGGUGCAAGAAGGCGGCUAACGGCCUCGGAGACGUCCUUGAUGUACGGGAUCGCUCGCCAGAAUUUGGGGUCGGCGCGAUUUUGUCGCUCGUCUCGGUUGCGCAGGCACUGGUUGACGAAGUUGCGCGGGUAAUUGUAUCUCGGAAAACCCGUCGAAGAUAGUGGGAUUCGGCAACCUUGUCUUCCGGUUCACUGCAGUGCGUCUCAAGAGAGAAUCCGAAACUUCAGGCGAAUAAAGCCAUUGUACCAGCGAUCGCUUCUUCUUCUGAUCAACAUUCAACCCUAUUCAUUACCACCUGGAUUGCAAAGUGGGUUAGAUCGCAGUUGGUAGCCAGGAAUCGGGAAGCGGACGGCGAGGUCUCUGGCCCUUCCCCUAACCCCAUACCUUAACUCUAAUUCUUAUCUUAACCCCAAAACCUAACCCUAAGCCCCAAAACCCAACCGUAACUGUAAUCCUAAAACGUAAUCCUAAAACUGAUCCUAACCCUAACCUUAACCCGUUACUCCAAACGUAAUGCUAAUCCGUAACCCCAACCUUAACAAUAAAGCCUAUUCCUAACCCUAACCUUAAACCUAAAGCCUAACAGCAACACUAAACCUAAAACCUACCCCUAAAGCCCUAAGGCUAACAGUAAACCCUAACUGUAUUAGGGACACCUAACCCUAACAUUAACACUAAAACCUAACCCCAACCUUAACUCUAAAAUUCGACCCUGACCGUAACCGUAAAGCCUAAACCUAAGUCCCGAAGGCAAAGUGAAACCGAAAUCCUAAAACCCAACGCUAACCCAAGCCCUAGCCAUAACCCUAAACCUAGCCCUAAUCUUGACCCUAACCCUAGCCUUAACCUUAACCGUAACCCUAACGAGAACCUUAACCCUAACCCUAACCGAGAUCGUACACCUAACCGUAGCCCUUAAGCAUAGCCCUAACCCCAACCCUAACACUGAAGCCCGACCCUAAAACGCAAACCCUAAUCCCAAAACUUAAUAUACACCUUACCCUAACCCUCACUAAACCCAACAGCCUGACCGAAACGGGAGACCUGCCUAACUCAGUAGGAGCACACCUACUGAUACCAAGUUCCCUAGACAAGGUAAGCACACCCACAGAUAACAGGUAAGUGCGUCGACUGUAUCAACGUAAAAUGCCUGGCUACCAACUGCGAUCUAACCGCAAAGUGAGAUGCGGGAAAGAAUACUGAGAAAGACGAAGGAGAGUGGGGUUUCAAUUAACCGUCGUCUGCCGGUCAAACUCAACUUAUGGUCUAAAUAUCCCAACAUUUGCACUCACAUCCAUUGAUCAGUGGGAUUUAAGCAGUUCAGGGCUCUACUACUCUGAGCCAGGGGUUCAUUUGCCAGUCGGCUAUAUUCGAGAAUAUUCAUGAACGCCCAACAAACAAGGACCCAGAAUCGAAUCCCAGCCCAUCCAUCCCCGGGAUUGGGCGCGAAUGACUGAGGAGGGUUAGUUAGCCAGAAACGGUCAUCCCGAACCACUUUGUCGGCAUCAACAACGGUAGAAAGGCGUCCACUAAUCCGAUUAAGGGGAUAUGCUCGAAGCAGAGGUUAUCUUGGCCACUGUGACAGGGGUCGUUAAAUACGAACUUAAAAAUUAUCUGUGUUGGAGAAUUCUUACAACCGUCGGGUUACGAGACAUGCUAGUUUAGUUGCGCUUUGGGACUCACUCUGGUGACCUUGAGGAUGGUCGCAUAGUAACCAGCAAUGAUAGGCGCGCAAUCUCCUCUGCACAACAUGUGGAGAGAUUCAGCUUUUCCAGAGGCGCUUGAUCUGACAAUUUCAUUAUAAAAUGGUGCAUACGACUGAUGAAAGUAAAUUCCGUAAAAGUAGGUAUAAAAUUCCAGUUAGAGCAUAAAUGGGUAAUGGGUAUAACCAAACCAGUGGGCCGUCGCUGUCGCUUUACUCGAACAAAUCGCAUUUUUCCUAUUAACAAACCUUCACUUUUAAUUUAAUAGUGGAUGACUGUUUGCUAUUUCGAAAGGCCAACUUUUGAAAAUUCGACGGAAAUCAAGGCUUACGAAACGUGAUUCACCUUACGAGCUCCACCAAUGACAUGUGAGGAGUCGACGGUCACUUUAAGGACUACUGUUUUCCACGUAACCUAACCGUUUCGACCAAUGAAAACGACUAUAUGUAUUUUUCGAAGUGUAAUAAAGUCUGUUCCCCUGUCCUGCUCAAGCAACUUCCAUAAACUGAGGACACGGUCGAUAACAACAUUGGUCCUGAUUUCCUCCGUAGUCUUCUUCUUCUUCUUCAAGCGGUCUCUUCUCACCCUCAUUAGAAGAGCGACAUGGAGGAGGAAGCCACUUCUCAACAAAUUACGACACCUGUUUGCAAGUAUUCUGCGCAGCGAGGUUUCUCCGCAAAAAAAUUGGUUUGGAUUUUGUCGUAUGCGGUCUCUUACAAAAUGCCUUGAACCUGUUAUUAACAAUAAAGACCAUCGGUCCGCUCCAAAAUGUACUCGUUGGUUAUAUACCUCCACAUUAUUCAACCGAGAAAGAACAUUCACAACUAUCUAUACUCAGAUGGUCUUCUAUCUGCUUUAAAUUGACUUCUCAUCGCAGAGCGCAUGCCUUGGAAAUACGACCUAUGUGGCUUAUUUAAAUUAAUAUCAAUGACCAAACAAGCAGAUCGAAUUCGCCGGUAAGGGGCAAACAAAAAGGAUAAUCAUCUUUGGCAUCUCCUUUAUUUUGGAGAAUUACUGAACAGAUUGGUAAAGUUGAGAGAUCCGCGUUGGUCGUUUGAAGAAGAAGAAGAAGAAGAAGAAGAAGAAGAAGAAGAAGAAGAAGAAGAAGAAGAAGAAGAAGAAGAAGAAGAAGAAGAAGAAGAAGGACUCGCCGGACCAGGUUUAUUUAGAUGCUGACGUUUCGAAGAGCUUGGUCGGCUCUCCAUUGUCAAAGCAUAAAAUGCACUUAAUCGAUCAGAAAUCCCAAGUGGCAUAG